AUGAAGACAGAAGAGCCAUCUAGAGUUGUAUUCAACGAUGCACCUUCUUAUCUAUUUUACGAACAGCUGAAAAAGGAUACGGAUAUAGAAAAAUAUGUCGGACAAUACGAAGUAAUAUCUGAAUUAACAAAAAAGUAUAAUUGGAUUAAUGAUUUAUUUAAAAAACUAAGUAGAAAUAUCUCACUUGUUCAUGAGAAGCACCCUGCUAAGGAUGAAUUCGGAAAAAAACACUGUUAUGAUUUAAAUUAUUGGUUACAUGAUGAAGUAUUUAAGAAACUUCAACCUAAUGGAAAUUUUAGGGAAUUAAAGAAUAUUAUUACUAAUCUUCAAAAAGUGUGGGAAAGCAUUGUUAAAAAGGAAUUCACUGGAAAUGAUUUUAAGUGCCUUCCGGACUAUAAUUUGUAUAGUGACAUGGGUUUUUUGCAGGAAGUUAAGGAUUUAUUUGAUUUUUUUGAAGAUUUUGGUAAAAUGAGGAAAGAAAUUAUUUAUAAGACAAAAGAAUCAUGCCCUAAAUAUCUUGAUUACCUUAGACAAAGAAUCCCAAUAUAUUACACUUGGAGAGACUCAUGCAAAGAUGAUAAUUAUACUUGUAAAAGAUAUAUUGAUGAUUAUAUGAAAUAUCGUCCUUCUGGUAUGAUUAUAUCACUGGGACCUUUGAUUUAUUUUACUUAUAGAUAUAACCCCUGCUAUGUAGACGUUUAUAACAUAUUUGUACAGGCAAAAAGGCUGGAUUUACGAAAUGAUGGUUUAUAUAAGCAUAUUAUGGAUGAACUUGAAGCUGAAGAACUUGAACAAAAUUUAAUUUCACCCGGUGUAGAAGAUGAAUUAGGUGUAAAUGAAAAUAUUAACUCGGGUAACAAUGAUAACUAUUUAUACCGCUUAAUGUGGGAUGGAAUGCAUUUUGUAUAUGAUUUCCUUAUACCAUAUAUGAUUUUGUUGCUUGGAAUAUUUUUAAUUUUUAAUAUUUUAUAUAAGUUUACACCAUUGAAAAGAUCAUUUUUACGCACACGCGCAAAAAUAAGAAGAUGGAUUGGACCUAACAUUGGUUAUGAAGAUAUUGUAAUAUUAUAUGGAAGUGAUAAAUCUUUAGUCACUAAUGCAAAUGGGGGAGCUUAUAACGUAACGUACUCUUCUAAGUAA
This is a messenger RNA of Plasmodium gonderi, 1140 nucleotides long. Its product is annotated as variable surface protein. NCBI's taxonomy places the organism in Eukaryota, Apicomplexa, Aconoidasida, Haemosporida, Plasmodiidae. Bases 1 to 1140 code for a protein of 379 amino acids. The record is from RefSeq and is a predicted model, not a curated record. The transcript is spliced from 3 exons.